This is a messenger RNA of Mytilinidion resinicola, 462 nucleotides long. RefSeq lists its product as uncharacterized. The record is from RefSeq and is a predicted model, not a curated record. The coding region runs from base 1 to 462 and encodes 153 amino acids. The transcript has a single exon. Lineage: Eukaryota; Fungi; Ascomycota; Dothideomycetes; Mytilinidiales; Mytilinidiaceae.
AUGGCUUCCCGAACCCGCCCGGACAACCCCGACAAAUCCUUCACCAUCCUUCUCGGAAUGCCUAAGCCCGAGAAGCCUAAGCAUUCAGACUGGGUUCUUCUCAAACCAUGCGAGCUCCCCCUCGAAGCCCGCUGCGAUCAUCUCCAAAAUCGUAGCACAUGCAGGAGAGUUUGGGAAUGCUAUGGUUGGCAGCGCGGGUUAACCCUAAACAACUUCAAUGACUAUAUCUAUACGUGUGAGAAUGAAAAAUGUUCGGGCCACGCCAGCGACGAGGGUCCCCGGUGCUAUGGUAAGCCUGGUGUGGUUUGCAAGCAGCCGUCUGCGAAGGGCGAGGAAUUGAAGAGGAUGAAAGUACGGGGAACGCAUGAGGUCAAAGGCUGGAAGGACAUUGUGGGAGAAAACGGCUUGAAUAAGACGAUGAAGAAGAUCAAGGCAAAGCAAGGGAAGCAGUUUGUUGGGUAG